Molecule: messenger RNA, 372 nt
Organism: Mya arenaria
Lineage: Eukaryota; Metazoa; Mollusca; Bivalvia; Myida; Myidae
Exons: 3
Coding region: 1-372 (123 amino acids)
Source: RefSeq, a predicted model, not a curated record
AUGGCUGGGACCGUUUUGUUCCUGAUUGCAGCUGCUCUCGCGGCAGCGUGUGGCGCGGUACGUGUGAUCCUGCCGCCGACAGACAUGGCGCGUGUUGUCGGUUCAAACGUCACGUUAGCGUGCGUUGUCUCUGACCGACAGCCGUUAGAGAGCGUCCAAUGGAAACACCAACCGGUUAACAGUGACGCAAUCAACGCCUUAACUUUUAACGAGAACGUGUUGUCGAGUCAUGCGAAAUACAGUGUAGUGUGGACGUACAAUCUGACGGUGGCCAACCUGACACACGCGGACACCGGACUCUACCGCUGCACUGCCGGCGGCCGCGACCACGACGCCAUCCUAACUGUAGUUGGUAUGGUUGGCUCCUUGUAA